UUCGUUUGACAUUAAUCUGAGUGUAAACUAUUGUUUGUGAAAGCAUUUAUUUUUUCAUCUCCGUUAAAAGCUAAAAGCUCUGACGAUGGCUAAUUACUUCACAAUGGACGGCACUGAAACUACAAACUUCCAAAAAGAAAUAUCUGGCAUGAUGCACGGUUUCGGCGACAAUCCGAACCCAAACGCAGCAACCGUUGUUUUGGUUGAAAGUAUUGUUCAACAACAACUGAAGUUUAUGAUCCAAGAAGCACACAUGAACUGCAAUUUGAGGUGCGGUAAGGCUAUUUCCAAUUACGACAUUAUUUACUUAAUGAGAAAAAAUACAAAGAAGUUAAAACGCUUGCAUGACUACCAGUUAAAGUUGGAUCAAAUUGACAAGAAAUGCGUCCUGAAUAUUGGUACGGCUAGCGAGGCAAUGAUAACUGGGAUGAUAAUAGAGGAAGAGAAAGACCUAGCUGUCAAGAAGCGUAGGACACACAUUGACUACAUUCGGGAAUUUGAUGAGGCUGAUGAAGUCAGUCAGAUAAAGUUUGACUCCAUAGACUACAUAAGAAAAGUUAGAGCAGCUAAAAUUACUGAGUCUAUGACUUUCGAGAAGUAUGAGGCAUACCAUAAAGCUAGAUGCAUGUCUUUCCGUUCUGGGUACGGCAUAGGCAAAGGCUUUGUUAAGCUCGAACGCUGGCUGAAUCCAAUGAAAGAGUUUAAGUUAACACAGUCCGCAUUAGAAGUCCUAUGCUUUAUUGCUUAUGAAACUGUUGCGGAGAUUGUGGACGGAGUGUUCUUGGUUCGUCAAGAUGGUAAGAAGAAGAGCGGAGAUCCAUUCAGCAAGUUUGAAGGUGGUUACUUCUGUAACCCUGUCAGUUUGAGUAAUGCGGUAUACAUUAAGUCUGGGUACGAAGGAGUACCAGCUAUAACGGUUGCAGAAGUCAGAGAAGUACUCAGAAGAUAUUACUCCCCAAGAACAGGAAUGAAUGGCUUAUUCUAUAGAAAUAUGAGUUUAGACUUGCCCAUCAGAUAUAUAGCUUUGUAAUGUGAUUUUCAGGAGGUAUUAUUGGAUAAUCAAGUUUAUAAGUCUAUUUUUAACAGAUUAUUGUAAGUCUGAUAUUCAGGGAGGAGUUAUUUCUCUCUUUUUUAGUAUAUGGAAUGAUUAUACCAUGUAUCAGAAUAGAAGUAAAGGUGGAUGUUAAAAAUGUGAAAGCAAACUUUAAAAACAAUGGAAAAUUCAUUGUAAACAGUAGUUUUAAGAAAAUUCGUUGAAAACUGAGGUUUAUUUUGAUGGACUUGGGCCUGACAUGUAACGGUUCCCUUGAGUGCUGUUAGAACCAGAAAUAUUGUAAAAAAAUAUAUUUCAAUUUCUGUAAAAAACCUUAUAGAACCUCCUUGGGGUCCCUUCAGAUAGACCGGCUCGGAGAGCAUCGGCGCGCAUUUUUCUUUUCACACAGACUGGAGUCGGCUCCAAUCGGCUCCGAUCGGCUGCGUGGGAUGUAAUUGGAGCCAAACAUCAGCAAGACCGAGAAAAAGUACAUGAUCGGAGCCGUUCGGAGCCAGUCGGCACCUCUUAUAAUUUCACCCCGAAUGCCUUCGAGCAUUCUUAAUGAAAAAAGCAGUGCAUAUGCAAAAAUAAACCUUACUUAAAAUACUAAGUACUCAAUUUUCAAUGUGUUAAGAAUUUGCUCUCCUCUCCGAGCCAGUCUGUCUGAACAGACCCUUACACUUCAUAUGAAAUUAUAUUGUUUAAUGGGUUGCAUUUAUCAACAUUAAAUUAAAAAUUAGUAUUAUUGGAUAUUCAAUAUUAGUAUUAUGUUAUUGGACUGCAGCUACUAAAUAUGUAGGGUAUUCAAAAUGUAUUUCUACUAUUCUCAAAUUACUUUAAUAUUGUAUUGAAGAACAAUUUUAAUAAAUACUUUUAUCACUUAUUACUAUUA
Molecule: messenger RNA, 1925 nt
Organism: Helicoverpa zea (corn earworm)
Lineage: Eukaryota; Metazoa; Arthropoda; Insecta; Lepidoptera; Noctuidae
Product: transcription initiation protein SPT3 homolog
Exons: 1
Coding region: 86-1030 (314 amino acids)
Biological process (GO): transcription by RNA polymerase II
Molecular function (GO): protein heterodimerization activity; transcription coactivator activity
Source: RefSeq, a predicted model, not a curated record